Molecule: messenger RNA, 2987 nt
Organism: Onychostoma macrolepis
Lineage: Eukaryota; Metazoa; Chordata; Actinopteri; Cypriniformes; Cyprinidae
Product: tripartite motif-containing protein 16-like
Exons: 6
Coding region: 104-1726 (540 amino acids)
Molecular function (GO): protein binding; zinc ion binding
Source: RefSeq, a predicted model, not a curated record
ACACGUCUCUCAAACACAGAACCAGGAAACUCAGUUAGAAGAAACUGAAACUGAUCUGCUGUUGAGCUGUUGUUUGUGUGUCUGUUUUGCUGUAGACAGUGAAAUGGCUGAAGCCAGUGUUUUUUCAGUGGAGCAGUUCUUGUGUCCGGUGUGUCUGGAUCUCCUGAAGGAUCCAGUGGCCAUUCCCUGUGGACACAGUUACUGUAUGAGCUGCAUUACAGACUGCUGGGAUCAAGAGGAUCAGAAGAGAGUCUACAGCUGCCCUCAGUGCAGACAGACCUUCAGUCCAAGACCUGCUUUAGGAAAAAACACCAUGCUGGCUGAAGUGGUGGAGAAACUGAAGAAGACCAAACUAACAGCUGCUGUUCCUGCUGGACCUGGAGACGUGGAGUGUGACAUCUGUACUGGAAGAAAACACAAAGCUGUCAAGUCCUGUCUGGUGUGUCUGGAGUCUUACUGUCAAACUCAUUUUGAGCGUCAUGAGGAGUUUCACUCAGGAAAGAGACACAAAGUGAUUGAUGCCACUGGACGACUGCAGCAGAUGAUCUGCAGGAAACAUGAUAAGAUUCUGGAGGUUUUCUGUCGUACUGACCAGCAAUGUGUUUGUGUACUUUGUAUGACAGAUGAACAUAAAAACCAUGAGACUGUAUCAACUGCAGCAGAGAGGACAGAGAAAGAGAAACACUUGAAGGAGACUCAGAGUGAACUCCAGCAGAGAAUCCAGCAGAGACAGAAAGAUCUGGAGCAGCUGAGAGCGGCUGUGGCGUCUCAUAAGCGCUCUGCACAGACAGCAGUGGAGGACAGUGAGAGGAUCUUUACUGAGCUCAUCCGCUCCAUUGAGAGAAGCCGCUCUGAGGUGACACAGCGGAUCAGAGAUCAGGAAAAGACUGCAGUGAGUCGAGCUGAAGGACAAAUGGAGCGACUGGAGCAGGAGAUUGAUGAUCUGAAGAAGAGAAACACUGAGCUGGAGCAGCUUUCACACACAGACGAUCACAUCCAUUUCCUCCAGAGUCUUCAGUCUCUCUCAGCUCCUCCUGAAUCUACAGAAAACAUCUCUGUCAGUUUCCUCUCUUCUUUUGAUGUUGUGAGAGAAUCUGUCUGUCAGCUGAGACACAAACUGGAGGAUUUCUGCAAAGACGAGAUGAUAAAGAUAUCUGUCACUCACAGUAACAUUGUUCCCAGAACCAGAGAGGACUUCCUACAGUAUUCCCAUCAGUUCACUCUGGAUCCAAACACUGCACAUAAACUCCUCCGUCUGUCUGAAGGGAACAGAGUGGUGACUUACACUGACACAGAGCAGCCGUAUCCUGAUCAUCCAGACAGAUUUGAUCGUUAUCUUCAGGUGUUGUGUAGAGAGAUUGUGAAUGGACGCUGUUACUGGGAGCUUGAGUGGAGUGGGAGUAAUGUGCGUAUAUCAGUGUCAUAUAAGAGCAUCAGCAGGAAGAGACCUGUUUAUGAGUGUUUAUUUGGAUGUAAUGAUCAGUCCUGGAGAUUGUCCUGCUCUCCCUCCAGUUUCUCAUUCUGGCACAAUAUCAAUCAGACUGACCUCGCUGUUCCCUCCAGCUGCAGGAGAAUAGGAGUGUAUGUGGAUCUCAGUGCAGGAACUCUGUCCUUCUACAGCGUCUCUGACACAAUGAACCUCAUCCACACAGUCCAGACCACAUUCACUCAGCCGCUCUUUCCUGGGUUUUAUGUUUGUGGUUGUCAAUCAUCAGCAAAACUAUAACUAUGUAAAUUAUAGAGAUUUUACACAUUGUUUGUCUACGGCAAAAUGCUUUAAAUCUCAGUCUAUGAGUCCCAACUGAGGUCUAAAAACUGUGUAAAUUUUAUCACCCAAACUCAUUUUAAUUGAUGAAGAUAAAUUUAAAAAAUCUCGGCAAAAAGAUGAAAGAGGUAGAAUGGGUUUGUACUUUUAUAAUCUUUCAGAAAGGGGUUCGGCAAGAUGCUGUUGUCCUAAAGAGAUCUCUUGAUACAGCUGUGCUCUUAUUAAACAGAAGAAUUAACUUUGAAAUACAGUGUAAAUCUGUGUAUUAAGUUGUUGGGUUUUUUUCUCAAUGAUCCAGAGAAAUUGGUGUAUCUGAACUAAACUGAGUCAAACAAUAAUAUCUAAGAAUACUUAUGUCAAUGUGAUACUGUAUUUGCAGUUUCACAUACUUUUUCAUUUACACCACACUUGAUUUUACUUUGUCAUUAUAUGAUGUAUGGAGUGUAGAUUGAUUUGGAGGAAAAUAAAGCAUUUUAGCACUGGGCUGCAACAUUAAAUGUUGGGAAAGUCUGAAUAUAUUUUAGUUCAGUGACAGAUUGCUACUGAAGUAAUUGAAGUAACACCACCUCACUGUUUGAUUUUAUUACAGCAGAAUAGAAAAGACUGAUUAAAAAGCAAAUAUUUUUCACACAGUGUACUAGAAUGUAUUGAUUAAUGAAAAUAAUUGUUUCAUAUGUACUACACCAUAUGAGAAAAACAAAGAGUGAAAAAAAUUUUACAAACUGAUCACUUUCAAAAAGACAAAUCCAUAUGACGUAUACUCUGCUGUACAGUUGUGGUAUAACCAAAACAUGCUUAAUACAGCAGAGAAAUAAAACCUAUUCAGCUUGUUGUAGAUGGUAGGAAUCUCUUCUAAUACUUCUAUUCUAACUUCAUUAUUAAAGCAUUGAUGAAUAUUAACUUCAAUAAAUGGUCAUUUAUGGAUAUGUUUGGGAAAUAUGCAGCCACCGCUGAAAGCAAAACUCUCAAACACAUGUAAUAAUAUCUGUGGAGCUCAUUAAUGUUGUCUCUGAAACACAAACCCACCGGCCAGCCUGGAAACACUCCACUCUCCCACUUCUUCUCAAACUCUAUCAAGAUCUUUCCAUAGAGCUCAUUCUGAUCCAGCAGAGGCUUGACCCGAUCCGUGUAUUCCUGCAGAUACUCCAGCAACAUCUCCAGAUACCUGCAAGAGCACAGACAUGAGAUCCCUGACCAGAAACUACAUUCAUCCAUAUCAAAG